AUGUCAAUGGUAGCUGCUGGUGUUGGGAAACUCGUGGACGAUGGAAAGCUUCAGUGGACAACUCUGUUGAGAGAAAUCAUACCCGAGAUUGGCCAUUCUCAUGCGAAAUGGACCUACACAUCCACAAUAGCUGAUCUCUUAGCGCAUCGCUGUGGCUUGGAUGGAGAAAUUGCAACAUUGCUAGCUGACGGUGAAAUUGGCGACGUACGGCUUCCUCUCGAAGCGUUCUUGAAAACUGUUGAUCGCAUCCCGCACCCACUUCCGCACCGUGAGAGCUGGUUGAUGUGUCCGUGGGGAUACACAAUCGCUGCACACAUAGUCGAGCUUAUAUCUCAGCAGCCACUUCACAAGUAUCUUCAUGAUCAAGUGUUCCAGCCACUGGGGAUGACUUCUACCACUUUUCGACCGUCGUUUGAAGGAAGCAAUAAUAUCGCUGAGCCACAUGCUUCACUUAGCGACGGGGAGGCUUGUCCAUUGGCAUUUCAACCCAGGUACUCCUUUUCUUCGUUCGAAGCUUCACGCGGAGCCUAUUCGACAGUGAAUGAUCUUCUCUUAUGGGCCAAGGAAACAUUGGCUGCCAGCCAAAACACGAGGACACCUUCCAACACAGUAUUGAAACAAAUCCCGCAGAUACUCAGCAACCAUAUUGCAAUGAAUAAUCCAUCGUUGUCGGAACGAUCGUAUGGAUUUGGCUGGGCCAGAGCCCAGCUCCCUGGGAUUGUGGGCCUUCUCGGUGGAAACUCAUCACUCUGGGAUAUGUCCGAGCAGCCUGUCUUCGGGGCUGGAGAUCAGUCUAGGCUCAUGAUUUAUCAUCAAGGCGGAGGACCGGGGUACUCUUCGUUCCUUGCUCUCUUUCCUGAGACACAGUCGGCCGUUGUAGUUCUCAUGAACACCACUGCGACGAGCGAUGCGGCUGAUUGGAUCGCACGACUCCUAAUCGAAGGCCUCUUCGACUUUGCAAAACCCACCGAUUAUGUAAAGCUAGCAGAAGAAGGUAAAAGACGGACACUCGAACGGUUCGCUACACUACAUGAACGAUUGACCGAGGAGCGGAUCCAGGGAGCACCACCACUGCCCCUUGAAUGCUACGUCGGCAAGUACAACAAUAAGGAAUAUAAGUACUUGCUGGAAGUCACUCUGAAUCCAGGGUCGCAGAGCGACCUUAUGAUUUCCUUCCGGCCCGGCUCGCAGAGCUAUCCUCUCCGUCACUAUCACGACCACGUCUUUGAGUGGAGUAUGAGCUUUGACGAAAUCAGGAAUAGUGGGAGAUAUGACAUCGUGGAUCCUUCAUACUAUAGGAUUCGCUUCGAAACCUAUCCCGACAACCGGGCAUCUCGGAUAAUCUGGAAUAUUCACGACGCGUCAGUUCCCGAUGGACUAACAUUUGAGUGGAAAGACGAAUGUCUUGCGGAAGCAUGGCGUGCAGUACAUGCCGGUAUGGACCACCUCAUUUCAAACAUCUUCUAG
Messenger RNA from Penicillium mononematosum, 1467 nucleotides. RefSeq lists its product as uncharacterized. NCBI's taxonomy places the organism in Eukaryota, Fungi, Ascomycota, Eurotiomycetes, Eurotiales, Aspergillaceae. The record is from RefSeq and is a predicted model, not a curated record. The transcript has a single exon. The coding region runs from base 1 to 1467 and encodes 488 amino acids.